Messenger RNA from Aspergillus pseudoviridinutans, 1074 nucleotides. RefSeq lists its product as uncharacterized. The record is from RefSeq and is a predicted model, not a curated record. Lineage: Eukaryota; Fungi; Ascomycota; Eurotiomycetes; Eurotiales; Aspergillaceae. The transcript has 4 exons. Gene Ontology annotation, molecular function: DNA-binding transcription activator activity, RNA polymerase II-specific; transcription cis-regulatory region binding. Bases 1 to 1074 code for a protein of 357 amino acids. Gene Ontology annotation, cellular component: RNA polymerase II transcription regulator complex.
AUGCAGCCUACAUUAGCUCCAGCGCCGCAUCCAAGCAUGACUGCUCAGGUAAGCAGCUUCUUGUCGCGGUUUGUCAUCAGAUCGUCUUCCCCAAUUUCCCCAGAUCCCAAAUCCUCUCAGCUGCUGUGUCAUCCGGUGGGACUUGAUAUCCUUCAUCGUUGUCGCCGUGAUUUCCUCGGUCGCGGUCUCUAUGACGCGAUGGCGAUCAAUCCGUCGUGGAUUUUCGAGUCUUCUGCCGGUCGCAUCGACAGCUCGCUUUCAACCACUUCUGACCAUGCGGAUCAGGUGCUCCAUGAUCAGCUUCUAGCUGCUCAUCAGCAUCUGUCGCAUUCUCAGCAAGCUCGACCCCAACCCGCUGCACCGCAACCUCCGCACAUGCAGCCCAACACACCGGCUCGCGAUCAGAAUAACAUCGAUCCUGCCAUUUCAGGCGCUACCAUGCUGACUGGCCCACCGCAAACUCCCAGCCAGCCUGAUAUAAGCCAAGAGUCUCCAAAAACCUACGGCAAACGGCCGUUAUCCACCUCAAAACGCGCCGCACAGAACCGUGCCGCGCAGCGGGCAUUCCGGCAGCGAAAGGAAGCCCAUAUCCGGGAGUUGGAGGGAAAGGUGAAGGCGUACGAGAACAUGGGAGAAGCGAUCAAAGCUCUGCAGGCGGAAAACUACCAACUCCGGGAGUACAUUAUCAACCUGCAGUCUCGCUUAUUGGAUUCUCAAGGCGAGGUUCCGGAGCUGCCUGGUAACAUCGACCUGAGUCAACCGCGGAGUGAAAUUCCUGUGCCUCCUAUUCCAAACUCGGGGACGACCACCUCCAGUGGUGCCCCUCCUCCGACUGCACCCCAGCAACCCCAGCCUGCUCACGCUCAAGCCCCCACAUCAAACGAUGAUAUGAACUCCUUGAACCGCAUAGCUGUUGCCGGGCUUGGAAUGCGCAAACCUCCUACCGAAGAGGCAAAUUACCUCGGCAACAACUUUCAGGCACAGGCAAGGCGCGUCCGUCCUGAUGAAGGACAAACCGAAGCUUCCGAACUGCCCAAGCAGGAACAAACACAUGGGCUCCCGCUCAUAUCAUAG